AUGAACAAAGUCGGCUUCAUCUCUUUCUCGGAUGACCAGACCAAGAAAGUCAUUGGCACCCGGAACUUGAACAGCUGUACGGCAGUUAUGCUUGCUUCCACAAAAGGCGCCAUCCUGGCCCACAUAUCUCCCUUACCUGGCCCGACCAAUGACCCUGAUGCUGGGGAAAAGCAUGUCCGAGAGAAAAUGACCGAGUUUGUUGAUCUGUAUUUAUUCAAGAAGGAUAUCCGUCUGGGGCCUGAAAUGAAACAGUCCGGGAUUGUGUGCGGGAUAUACCUGGGACAGAUCGCUGUUCCCGAUCAACAGCGCCUGAUCGAAUCCAUUCUCCAAGAAAACUUGGAGGAUAAGCCGCGGCCCAAGGUGAUCCCUUAUCAGAUCAACGUUGGUGGCCAUAACCAAGCUGCUGGGGGAACGGUUUUUAUUGACGGAAGGCACCCGCUCCCGAAAGUCUAUGUUGAGGAUAAGGACCAAGGAUGGUUUUGA
Aspergillus sclerotioniger CBS 115572 is the source of this 483-nucleotide messenger RNA. RefSeq lists its product as uncharacterized. Bases 1 to 483 code for a protein of 160 amino acids. The transcript has a single exon. The record is from RefSeq and is a predicted model, not a curated record. Lineage: Eukaryota; Fungi; Ascomycota; Eurotiomycetes; Eurotiales; Aspergillaceae.